GUUUAACAGAUCUAAUAGUUUCAGUUCAAGAUGAAAGUAUCAAUUAUUUUCUCCACUAUUAUAAUAUUUUCGACUCAUGCGAUUGCAGCUGGCAGCGAUGAUAAAUCAGAUACUGAAGUUACAUUUUCCGUAGACGACUUUCCUUACAUCAUUUACGAUCUACCACAAAUCACAUGGCUAGAUGUUUCCACAAACCUUGAAAACUUGAAAGACGAAAAGCUGAACCGACUCAUUGAAGAAAACAGAAAACUUCUCGAAAACGUCGUAUUGGCAAACGUUGUACGUGGCUUGAUAGUUCAGCAUUGCUUUGCACGUCAUUUCGCAAAUGAUUACACACCAGAAGAACUGAGUCUGAUGAAAACUGCUAUCAAAACUGGUCUGGAAAUAAGUAAGACCAGAGUUCAGAGUGAGGGGUCAGGUAGUGAUGAUGAAGCGUCAGUGGCCCUUUUGAAAGCCACUUUUGAACAGAUGAAAACUGUCUUCAAGACAAGAGUAAGAGAAGACAGCCUGGUAUCUAAAAUGCUGGAUAAUGCUAAAUAUGCGAUUCGGGUUCAGGUCAUGGAGUAUAUCAUAGUCAGCCUGUCCAACACACAGAUCGCUUAUUUCUUGUCUGAGUUAUUCACCUUGAUGGACAAUGGCCGACCUAAUGAUCCAAGUUUUUUCAUCCAGGCCAUAGUCUCGAAGAAUCAAGUUGAUGAUAUUCAACAGCGAGCUACCAGUCUUGGGAAAAAAGAAAUUGGGAAUUUAAUGAAAUAUUUCGAAGGCAUCCACAGAAAGAUAGACGUCUAUCUUGAAAAACCUCUAAGGAAUGCUGAACAAAUCUCUUUUCAAAAUCUACUAAUCUUGCAGCAUUGUGUACAAAAAAAAAUGACUGAUACUCUAACACCACAACAGAAGGAUGUCCUGAAUGACGCCCGAAAAAUCAAGUUGAGGAGUUUCGCGAGCCGGCUGAACACAUUUAUCGUCGAGAUUUUCCAUUAUGCAAAGAUCGACAGUGAUCAAGAUCAUGUAUCUUUAUCUUUAUCUGAUAUGAACUCGGACAUUUUGUUUUCAGUACUACGCAGCUCAAACUCAUACAAUUCACUGAGUGUGGAAGAUGUCGUAAAAUUGGACUAUAUAUUGUCCCUGUCGAUUCACGAAAAAAUCCUUAUGUCAACUGUCAACAGUGCAAUGUAUAACCCCUUGAGUAUAUUGUUCUAUUACAUUGACAAUGAGCCAGAAAAAACGAAGGAAAAAAGUUUUAUCCAAUCACCACCACGAAAAGACCUUGUGAAGUAUUUUGGCAGCUGUGUCCCAUAUGUGGAAAUGUACUCGAUGCAUGAAAACCAUCAAGGUUCACUCGAUUACUUGAAUAAGGUCAUAGAGAAUAACUGCAGAAUUUAUUGGCUAUCCAAUAAAUGCUUAGGUGUGAAAGCAAGACUAGUUUUGAAUCUUGCACAUGAGACUAUUCUUAAACAUGGCGUGAGAACAAUUACAAAUGUUAUUAGAAGAAUGGGCUACAAUGCAAUAAAAUUUAAAACUGAUGAUCAUUUAUCUAGAAAUUUUAUAAACAUUUUAAAUUCACACGGAUUGAAAAGCAAGGUAGCUGAAAUGGAACUGAGUGAAGAAGAAAUAAGCACCAUAAAUGAUAUUCUGUCUAGGAUAAUUAUGGAAAUAGCAGAAGUGUCUUCUACCAAUAAAAGUAUGUUCAUGAUGUUGAGAAUAAUAUUUGACAUGAUUGAAGAUGGGGAAGCUACCCAGAAAGUGAAAUUUGUUCUUAAUGUAGUCUGAAGAUUCAAAUAAAUAUUAAGAAAACUUGAAUUUUAAAAAACACUUUUGAAGUGAAAAUACACUUACUUUUGUAGUGACGAUCGUUUCGACCUGUUGUUGGUCAUCAUCAGACUGUCAGUCACUAUUCUAUUUCCACUUCAAAAUUGUUUUUUUCAAAAGUCAACUUUAAUUUUAACAGUGAAAAAGUAUGGAUAUACAACAGAGAAAUAUUAAGAACUCACUAACCACUAUUUCUUUCUAUCUAUUGUUCUGUUUGUACUACUACUUUCAGUUUGAUAUUAUUCAUAUUUCAGGUGAUUUUUCUUUUUUAUGUGAUUAAGUUUGAUCCUUCUAUGAUUUGAAACUUGAAUUAUUGAUCAUGGAUUCUUGUCUGUAACUAUAAUGUGAUUUCAAGUAAUAAAUCAUUUUUUAUCCAGAUUUUUGAAAUAAUAUCUAGUUCCAUAUCAUCUCACCACAAUCAUAUUGUCACUGGUUUCAGGAAACCUCGUAGGUGUUGAAUUUUAUUUUUUUCAGGAGAGCAAAAUAGAACUUCAUAUUGCUGGUAUUUCAUUGAAAAAUUAUAAAACAUUUUUUUUUUGUACAUAAUAUAAACUUUAAUGUUCCAUAUUAUCAUCCUAUGAAUAUUCAGUCCAUAGCAAUGGUUAUUACUUUCCUUGUCCUAUUACCAUAGGUAAGGAAAGUAUUGCUUUCUGACAA
Messenger RNA from Nilaparvata lugens (brown planthopper), 2466 nucleotides. RefSeq lists its product as uncharacterized. The coding region runs from base 31 to 1770 and encodes 579 amino acids. The transcript is spliced from 4 exons. The record is from RefSeq and is a predicted model, not a curated record. NCBI's taxonomy places the organism in Eukaryota, Metazoa, Arthropoda, Insecta, Hemiptera, Delphacidae.